Molecule: messenger RNA, 2300 nt
Organism: Ectocarpus sp. CCAP 1310/34
Lineage: Eukaryota; Phaeophyceae; Ectocarpales; Ectocarpaceae
Source: the annotation of a GenBank genome assembly
CCGCAGGCGUAUUGCUCCCGUAGUCGAGAAGGUAGCAAAUUCAGAUCNUUUUUUUUCAUUGGAGGUUCGUCAUAUCUCCCUCCGCCUAAAUCACCGGGAGUUUGAUGAUGCUCACGGACGAAGCCUCACUGUUCCUUGUCCCUCCUAUAUCCUCUCUGUUUUUGUCAAAAGUCCUGUCGAUUGUUUCGGGUGUACACGUAUCGGACCGACUUCGGAUUCUUCACCAACACAGCCUUGAGGAUGAUAUGUCCCGGGCGGUAGGAAGGUAGCAAAUUCAGAUCAAAUUGGUUUACCGGUGUUGAAGACAUUCAGGAUGGUUACUGUUUGCUCUCCUUGUCAAUUUACACGUCGUGAAGUAAUAACUGGGAGUAGUUCAACCCCACCUUGCCACCGCAACGCUCUCGUCUGAAUGCGGCAACGAAGAGAAUCCCCGCGGACUGACAUGGCUUCGGCCAGGGGAAACGACCAGUGUUAACACCCAUACACAAGACUUGUACUUCGAGAAAGGCUGUUGCGCGGCAUAGGUGCGCAACAUGCCGGCGCUCCUAGUGGCUAGAAGAAUAGAGAACGCCAACUCCGACAUGCACACAAACAAGAUGGUAGUCCUGAUCCAUGAACGGUACAACAUGACGAAACGAAAGCCGACGCCACGGACAGAUCAACUUUCACCUUCUGCCUCGGAAAAUUGUUCAAGAGCCACCCCCGCUAGACACUCCAGCCCCGUCCAAAAGCGACCGCGAGAAAUUCAUUGCAGCCGGCCGGGAAAGGUAGCCGCCGUCGUCCCUUCCGUCCUGCACAGGCACUUCUGACGUCGUAAAAUCACUACCCACAGAGACCAUCUCCCCACUACCUGUCGGGGCGUUGCCCUCACCCGCGUUCUCACCACCACGCCCCCCACAUCCUCCCUCGGCGGGACCACUCCCCGUCGCAUUGGGGCCUGCCCCUUUGACAGAUUCCUGCCCGAACCCACCCACAAACGCCACCGUGUAAUCGAGGAGAUAAUAUUUUCUUGAGUUCGUUGUGCCCUCCUUCAUCCCUGCGUCCUUUACGAGCACGAGAAGUUGUCUAACAGUGCACCUGUCGCUAAUCUCCGCCCGGGACAUCCCCUUCAACUGAUAAAGGGUGGGCGGGGCCUGCCUCCGCGCACGUCCCCCCCUUCGGCGCUUUGCACCGCUCCCCCCGCCCCCUCCUGCGGUCCCGCCCCCUCCUGCGGUCCCGCCCCCCUGUGCAACCCCCUUUGCUUCGCCACUACCGCCCCCCGCCCCUUUAUUUCUCCAGACCCGUGCGUCCAGCUGUUGCCGCAAAGCAGGCGCGGCCUUCGACAACUCGAGGGAAGUAUUCUCCCUUUCACUCUUCGCGAAGUCACCCAUUCGUACGUUAAGGAUUUUCCAGACAACGAAAAGAAACAUCUAUUGGGAUACACUAGGAUCGAUGGCAGGAGGGCCAGGGGGGCAGCAGUUUCCCCUCAUUUUCUUGAUGACCUCCGCCUCGCUUAAAACUUUGAAAAUCUCGACUGGCAAGUCUCCGAGGCAAGCAGCAAGGAAGAUGAGGUUUUAAAAGAAAUGGAAUAUGCCUCUCUCCACGGCAUACACGAACUCUACCCACUCGAUCGUAGGGUAAUNACUGGACCGGCGCGUGUUGUGUUGGACGACACGCACCCAAUCCUGGGAAAGGUUGUGUCUUCUUUGAUGCGUCCAAGCGGUCGCCCAACCGGCAAUGUACNUUGUGUUGGACGACACGCACCCAAUCCUGGGAAAGGUUGUGUCUUCUUUGAUGCGUCCAAGCGGCCGCGCACCCGGCAAUGUAGUACAGGACUUGCCCGUGCGGCUUUGUGAUCUGAUACCUUUCACUCGGUUGAGAGAGCUCCACGGCCACGGAAUCCUUGCGCUCUUUCACGUACACCUUGUACAACUCCUGCAUUAAGGGGAGAGGAUGGGGAACGGUUCGAUAAGAGGAGCGUGGGCAUGGGGAGAGUACCUCAGCUACUUUUCCGUGGAAGACACAUUAACAAGAUGAGAUAGGAUGGUUGAUUCUAGACCCGAGCGCCAGGAAUUGGUGGUAGCUCCAACACACAUAUCCCUACCAGAAAUAUACACACGGCGCGCUCUCUCAAACCUACAAUCAUCGCAGUAACGUGCAGUUGCAGGAGGAUGGAAGUUUGACUUGUUCACACACGGAUGCGGAGAUGACACGCAAACCCUUCCAUAAAUGCCCAACUCGCUAACUGACUACCGUAUCAACCCACCUCCUCCACGUGAUUGAUGGUCCAGGAUAGGUAGUGCAACGCCUUCUCUUCCUGA